CGAUUUCGAUUCGAUUUCGAUUCGAUUUCGAUUCGAUUUCGAUUCGAUUUCGAUUCGAUUUCGAUUCGAUUUCGAUUCGAUUUCGAUUCGAUUUCGAUUCGAUUUCGAUUCGAUUUCGAUUCGAUUUCGAUUCGAUUUUGAUUCGAUUUUGAUUCGAUUUUAAUUCGAUUUCAAUUCGAUUCGAUUUCGAUUCGAUUUUGAUUCGAUUUCGAUUUGAUUUUGAUUCCGUUAUUUUCUUUCGAAUUUUGUCCUUUCUCGGGCAACAUUUGACCACAGUUUCAAAGGGCUUCAAUACCCACGAUUACGCCAGAUGAAUCGCGGUACCAUAGUUGUGAUUUGAUCUCGACUGUCGCAUUUUUAACGCACAUGCAUGCCUACCUACCUGCCGCUCGAAUCGUUCAGCGCCACUUAAAACGGGCGGAGUCAUUCUAUCAUCAUGAGCUCAAAAGGUUGAGUGCCAACGCAAUAUUUAUAACUUAACGGUGCGGCGUUGGCGGCGUCGACGUCCGUUGUUCAUCCAUCCAUACGCAAUAGCGUGUGUGUGCCCGCGCAUAAAUUACACGGGGAACGGUAUGGGGGCUCGUUCUUCGUUUGAAAUUUAAAUUGGAUGAACAUUGAAAAACACGCUAAUGAUGGCGAUGUGCAGGCAGGCAGAUGCUCGUCCAGCUCGAUUGAAGCUGAGAGAAAUGAUGGUACUUACUAUUAUGACGGAUCGGGGUUGUUUACAAUCGAAUGUGAUGGUGCGCGGAAAAAAAAUACGCAUUGGUAAUUUAACGCUUUUUUCGCAGUCUUUCUGCUGGAAAUUUGCAAAAAGGUUAAACCUUGGUGAAAUAAACAGUAUUAAUGGCUCCGUCAUGCUUAAUUGCCACUGAGCCCUUGAAGUGCUUAAGAAUCGAACAACCUUCAUCAAUAAUUAACAUUUCAUUGUUUUCUGUUUUGUUUUCAAUAUUAUAUUGUAUAUGAAUAAUUCUUUUUACAAAAUAAAUUCCUAAAAAUAAGAACUGAGAGUUUUAAAAUGACUUUAUCAAGGUUUUAAUAAAGUAAUUUCAUUGAAAUGCAGUCAAAAUUUCAUUGCGAAAUGUUCGAAAAUGUUGAUAAACUUUAUACAAUCUGAUUAUUCAGGAAUUACUACAAUUUCCAUCAUAAAUUGCUCUCAUUACUUUAGGUAGUCUUUAUGAGGCUCUCAAAUAGUUUUAUAAAGGUUUUUGGCCCAUAAAACCAUUGAAAAUCGCUUGUAUCACCUUGAAACUCAAUCAAUCCGCUAUCACAACAAUGUGCACAACUCAAUCAGUCCAUUAGUCAUUUUCUCAACCGGACCGCGAAAGGUUUCCAGCCAGCCACUUGCAAACCUGUCGUCCUUCACCGAAUGAAAACUCUCGCGUGGAGACUGCAGUUCCCACUACAGCUACGGUAGUGUGAUCACCGCUAGAGCAGUCGCGAUACCUCCGUUAGCACCGCGACCAAACAGCUGAUCGCCAUCAACUGCCAUGAUUCAACCGUGCACUUAAGAUGAAGCAAGAUUUGUACCUGUCGUCGAAGCUACAAUAUAAACACCCCUACAUUACAGCUAGUUGGGCAGGAGGUGUGAAGGUCCGGUUCCUGACGGUUCGGUCCGCUUCAGUCCAUUUGACUAUAAAUAACUGGAUGGUGAGUUGUCGUUGUUGGUGUCGACGCCAUCGCCGUCGCCACUGUCGUUGAUUUCGCCACAGACGUGAAGCGAAGCGAAACCGAAAGGGCGAAUCCAAUUGCCAAGGUUCUAUUGGCAAUUAAUCUUCGCAGAUAGGUACCUACAAAUGGUAAAUAGAAAUAAAAUAGAAAUAGAUACACGAAAAAAGCGCACGGUUGUAAACAAGUCGUCUGUCGGUAUGUCAGAAGUCGUGCCAUGCGGAAUGACAAAUGUGUUGUUACAUUCACCAGAAGGCGGGUGACAGUGUGUGAUAAAAAGGUUGAAGGAUCCCCGGCUGAAGCAGUAGUUCCCAAAUAGGGAAUUUUAAAAUUUGGUUUAAGAAAUAUUUUUCAGAUUUUUAUUUUUGUUCUGUUUAUAAGAAUUGGAAUUCCAAAGUUUUUUUAAAUGUAAAUUUCCAAACAAACUGUCGGAUGGUUUGAAAUUUCUUUGUUGAUUUCUAUGGCUAUCUCUUUGAAAAUGCCUUCGGUAAUUCCUAUCAAAUUUAGUUUGAAAAUCUCUUAGAAAGAUUCCUUGGGUCAUUAAUUUGAAAAUUCAUAAGGCAAUUUCUUUAACGUACGCUACGAGAAUUCCUUCGGCUAUUCUUUUGGAAUUUUUCAACCUGUCUCUUUAAAAAUUCGCUAUCGUGAUUACUGAAGGAAUUUGCAAUGAUUGCGUGAGAAAUUCCCUAAGACAAAUUUUCAACGAAAUUGCCGAAGAAGUGUUAUAAGAAUUGAAAAAGCAAUUACUACAAAAAAUACGAAAGGAUUUCCAAAGGAACUGAGCCAACAAUUCCCAAUGAAGUUUUCUUAGGAGUUUCCAAAUAAGUUUUAAUAGUCAUUUUCCAAAGAAAUUUCAAAACAAAUUUUUGAAUGAUCGGUAAUUUUUUUUUUCGAACAUCUCUUUGGAAACUUUUUCAGUGAUUCUAAUGGAAAUUCUUUGAGCAAUGGAUUCUCCCGCAAUAUUUGUUACAGAUCCCUUAGCAAUGAUCACAUUUUUUGUCGGAUGCAUGCAAACUGCCAAUUCGCCAGCCUUUUUCUCAAAACUUUCUAACAAACUUAAUUCAGGAUUUCUUGUCACUUCCUCACCAAGUAUUAUAAUAUAUUUCUGAUAUUUUUGGUAGUGCUUUACAUUAUUUUGGCGUAAACGCAGCUGAUUGAAUUUCAAAAUUUGUAGCAAAUUCCAUAAAAAGAUCAUUGUAAUGCUUCGGCAGAUUACUGACAUGAUGUGUGAUAAAUUAUUUCCAGUGCUGUCAUGGUAAAAUCAGAGCUAGUUAUUUAAGGUUCCCCGAUUUCAGCGUCCCUUCACUUGUAUGUUCUCUAGAUGAAUUUCUGGAGAAAUCUUUGAAGGAACUGAUGGAACAACUUCUGAAAGAAAUCGUGGAACAACUUGUGAAUCCCUGCUGAAAUCUCUUAAGUAAUUGUAAGAAUAUUAAAGAAGUCUCUAAAGAUAUUUUCACUGAAGAAAUUAUUGAAGGAAUACAAAAAAAAUCUGAAAAAAAUCUAAAUGAAUUCCUGGAAAAGAUUCUGAAAAAAAAACAGGAAUAUUUUACACUGUUGAAUAUUUUAAGAAUCCAUAGAUGCAUUUUCUGAAGAAAUUCCAGGAGGAAUGCCUGAAGAAGCACCUGUUUACCCCUUGGUGCAAUAUCUUACAAAACCUCUUUAGAAAAAUCCAGGGAAAUCCCCUCAUAAAAGUCUUAAACAUUUUUUUAAAUGAAUUGCUUAAGGAAUCCAUAGAGAAAUUCGGAGAGGUACGCUUGGAGGAAAUCCUGGUGAAAUUUCUGAGUAAAUACCUGGCGGAAAAUCUGAUGAAAUCUCUGUGUGAAUUUCUGCAGGAAUCUGCAAAAAUGUCUUCCAGCCUUUCCGUGAGAAUCCUUAUAAUGAGAUUCUUAUAAGGAAUCUGUAGAAACAUUUCUGAAGGAAUCCUUGGAGGGUGUUCUAUGACUUUCUCAGCAAAUUCUUGGAGCAAUUUCUGAAAGAAAAAUGUCUUGAAGGAUUAUCUAAGGGAAUGGAAGAAAUCUUAGAAAUUUCCCUAAUAAUCUCGUAGAAUUUUUAAAGCAAUCAUUGGACAAAAUUCUUUGGAAAACUUCUAAGAAAAUUUUUAAUUUUUUCUGAAUUUCUGAUUCUUAAUGUAUCCGUAUCAUCUUUUAAAAAAACCCUAGAGUGAAAUUUCUGGAGGAACAUCUAUAAAAAAAUCUGAAGAAAUUCGAAGAAUCUGGAACAAUCUGUGCAAGAGUUUUUGAAAGGAAUUCUUGAAGUAUUUUCUGAAGAAAUCCAUGCAACAUUUUUGUGAGCUAUCCGUUCAAGACUUUCUCAAUGAGUUCUUGGAGAAAUUUCUGGAGGGCAUUCUACAGUCAAAGGAGUGCCUAGAAAGUUUUCCCUAGAAUUCCUGGCUGAUAUUUUUUUAGGAUUUCAUGGAGGAUGAUUUUAUAAAGUAAUUCUACGAGGAGUUUCUAAAGGAGUCCCUGAAAGUUUUUUUUUAAGAAUCCCUGGGAAAUUUUUUCAGGAACUCGUGAAAAUUUUUGAAAUGAAUUCUAAGAUAAAUUUCAGCAAGGGUCCAUAAAAAUAUCGAAAAAUCUGUGGAAGUUUUUUGAAAAAAAAAUCCUUAGAAAAAUUUGUAAAGAAAUCUCUGGAGGAAAAUCUGGAGAUAUUUCCGAAGAAAUUAUAGGUCGCAAUGUCAGAUUUUCUGGAGAAAUCAUGAAAAAAUUGUGAAGGAACCCCUAGGGCAGUUUCUGUAGGAAUUCUUGCAGAAAUUCCCGAAUGGAUCUCACAAUUUUAUUAAGGACAAACGUCUUGACAUCCCGUUUCAACACUGCAUCAAAAUUUCAAACGCACAAAUCUCAAGAAGCAAGCGUUACACAACAAAGCAGUUUAUUAUUCUGUUCUUGCUCACUUGUAAUAAGCUUAAAAUAAAAAGAUCAGGUGCGCUGGUUUUGUUUACGAAGAGAUUUGUGCCCUCGAAAUCGUGAGUAGGUGCCAAAGUCGGCCAUUGUGGCGGCCAUGUUGGGAUUCUAACAAGUCUGUCCUUAAGAAGAUUUUUUUUAAAGUCCCUGGAGGAAUUUCGAAAGAAAUCCUAGGAAGAUUUUCGGACAGCAAUUUAGAUUUUCAAAAAAAAAUCGCUGGAGUCAUACCGAAAGCAAACCCCGGAGAAUGUUUUGGAAUAAAUUCUUGGAUGAUCGUUUAAGAGAAUGUUUAAAGGAAGUUCCGAAGGAUUUUUUGGAAAAAAAUCUAGAAAUGCUUCGAAAAAAAAAGGUUAAUCUCUGAAGGAUUUUUUUAAAGAAAUCCCUGGAGCAAUCUCUAGUAGAGUUUCUAGGGAAACUAUCGCUGAAAGCAUCUCUGGAGAAAUUUCUGAAACAACGUCUACAGAUUUUUCUGAAGAGAUCUCUGAACGAAUUUUUGAAAGAAUCCCUGGAGGAAUUUCUGCUUAAAUUCAUGUAUAAUUUGUUGAAAAAAAAAUCGAAGAAUUUCAGAAGUAAAUCAUGCAAGAUGCUUUGAAAGAAUGCUUCGUGGUAUUUGUAGAACAUGAAGAUUUUCGGUCUUGCAGUCUUCAGUGUGCAAAAAUUUUGCACCAUUGAAACGUCGGACAAAGAAAACAUAUGUCUCUGAAAUAACCCCCAGAUUCAAGAAUCAACAGUCGAUAGCAUCCACAAGGUAUUUGUAGAAUAGUAUUUUUUGUUAAACAGAUCCCUGAUGAAAAUUCCAAAUGAAUCCAUGGUAGAUUUUUUGAAUUUGGGAGGGAUUUUUUGGCCGAAUAAUCGGAAAAAUUUUCGAAAGAUUUUUUUAGAGAGAUUUUUUAGUAGAAUUUUUGAAGGAUUUUCGGAAGAUUUUUUAAAGGAAUCUUCAAUAGAUUCUCCAAACAAAUGCCUAGAGAAAUGGCUGAAUAAAUAUCGAGAGGAAUUUCUAAAAUAAUCCCUGGGUGAAUUUCUCAAACAAUCCCUAAAAUGAUGUGUGAACAAUCUUGGAGAAAUUGGUGGAGCAAUUCAUGCCAGAUUUCGUUAAAGAACUCUUCGUGACACUUCUGGAAGUACACAUGGUAGAUUUUCUGAAAUAAUAUGUAACAGGAUGAUUUCGUUCGAGAUGUUUUCUUCGGAGACCGUUGUAAUAAAGUUAAAAAUUCUGGGUUCAUUUACUUACAUUUACCACCGCAGAAUUGAAACAAAAGGCGACCGAGUAGAUAGCGGCACAAACCUGCACUACUCGUACAGAAAGAUCGUUUGGCAAAUACAGCAAUCUCUAAAUUUCCGAAGGAACUUCUAGAGGAAUUUCAGAAGGGAUCCCUGGAGAAGCAAUUUGUAAAGGCAUAUGUUUGAAGCAAUUCGUAAAGGAAUUCCAGGGUAAAUCCUCGGAGAUAUUUUCAAAGGAAUUCCUAAAUAAAUUUCUGAAGCUUUUGAACUGGUUGGGUCAUUUUUGCAAAUAAUAUUAUUGUGUAUGUCCAUUGCUCAAAAUAUUGGCUUUUGAAUCAACCAUACAUAUUGUUGGAGACAAAAGAUUUCGAUCGUCAGAAGCUAGCGAGAUAAUGAUUUAUAAGUUACUAGCUGUACCCGGCAAACUUUGUCUUGCCUACUGCGUUUUUUGACGUUUCGAGUCCCUAGCCAAGCGCCCAAGUCCCCGUUCAAAAUGUAUGAAAACCCUAUUUUCAAAAACUCUCAAUUUUCCCAUGUUUUAGGCAUCAUAAACCUUCCUUGGGUGAAAACUAACAGAACAAAACUUAGACGACCCAAAUCGGACCACCCGUUCGCAACUUAUGCGCGGUCCCACGUAUGCCACUGCAUUUUUAUACAUAUAUAUAGAUUUAGCGAGAUCUACUAAUACAUGCCAAAAACUCCGAACCUUUUUUCGAUAACACAGUUUUCAUGCUGUUUUGGCAGCACUGCCAUGCAUCGGUUUGCUUCUGUGCUUAGUCUGAUAAAUUCGCUUUACUUUUCGUGUAUUAUGUGCUAAUUAAUUAUCUAUUCAAGCCCAAAGAGUUGCUUUACAAGCGAGUUAGUGAAUAAAUGUGGAAAAUACUCGAUAUGACUGUUUGGUUCUAUAAAAAAAAGUGAUUUCCAUUUGGUGCUUGCGGAUAUUAUGUUUGGCUGUACCAGCCAUUUUUUCCAGAACGACGAUUUGAAGAAGAAAAUUAUACAUGUGUUCGUGCUAAGCAACGCGUUGUGUUCGAGUGUUGCAUCAGAGAGUAGGAGCAUGUUACACGUAUGCUGGCAUGCUGGUAUUGAUGAUGAAGGUGGUGUUAGUGCGUGAACUGCGAUGUGUGAUAUAAAAGCGAUGACGUCGACUCGGCGUGGAAGCCGCUUGAUUUCGUAGUGGUGCAUAACGGUGAUUCAUAUGUGGCUAUGACUAUAUGUUGGUCGUUGCUUAUGUGAUGCGACUGGUGAGUGCGGUGCGGUGCGUGUGGUGCUUUGUGCGGUGACGUGAAGAGCCAACAUAUGUCGAGCGCUCGUGCAUUUGAUGAUUCUUUGUUUUUUUUUUUUUUUGCUAUUCGGCGACGAGAGAUCCAGAGGCUACAGCUGUGAACAGAGUUCGAUAUGGUAGUGGUGUGAUCGAAUGAACAUUCGAUUUGGGGGGGUUUCGUUUUGGCUAUGCUAGGCUGCUGCCCUUGAUAGUGCAUGAAGACGGUGAAAAGCUCGAAUUUGGAGGUGCGGAGGUAGGCGAGGUGUGAGAAUGACAGAAUCUAUCGGUUCGGUCGAUUCAUGCUAUUUUGUGGUGCGAUUGUGUGGGUCGUGGGUGUGCGUCGAUUAUCAGUGAUGAUGAUGUGCUGUGCGGUAUGGCAGGUCAAGUGAUGACCUAACGGCGACGACAUACUAAGGAGGGGAGGGAAGAGUGAGCAUCAGAGUGAGCGUGGGAGUGCGAGUCGUUUUGGUAAGCGUUGGUAUGAAAUGCAUGGAAAGACGCUUACACCUGUCAAAGUGAGUGCGUGGAAGAGCGUUCUUUCGAGAGUCAAACCAUUCUGUCAAGUGUUUUCACGCGCGUGUACCCGCUUUUGCUACCGAGUUUUAUUUUUAUUCGAAAUGGCUAUCGAUGUUGAAACAUUAAUUUCACUCGUAUUUGAGCGUACACCACUUUGGAACCAGACAUUGAAGGUGUAUCGGAACAAAGUUAUUACGGAGAAGCUCUGGCGGCAAAUUGCGACGAACUUGGGAGAAGACGUGACAACGGACGACAUCAAGAAAAAAUGGAAGACGGUGCGGAAUCAGUUCGGUAAGGAGCUACGAAAAGUACCGGAAGGACGAUCAGGUGAUGAAGCGCCCCUUAAUUAUGAAACUUACACCACCUGGCCGCAUUUUGAGUCGCUGCUGUUCCUCAAGGACCACAUGAAACCGCGAAAGUCGGGCGGAAAUUUACAACCUGAUGGCGCAGAGACUUCCAGGAAUGCCAAUACGCAAGAGACUGGAUCAGAUGAUACAAGUGAUCGAAAUGAGAUUGUUGAAAUCCCCGAACCGGCAGAAAUCGACCACACCGAUGAAGGUGACACACGACCACAACGCCGGGCCCCCAAAAGAAGCGCUCAGCAUCGUCUAAUCGAUAUCGAGGCGAAAAAGUUACAGCUUUUGGAGCAAAAAGUCCGCAAAGGAACCACUGCAGACGAUGAAGAUGAGGCUUUUUUCAAAAGCUUGCUACCCCAUGUCCGGAAGUUGCCUGCGGAGGAAAAGCUACUGUUCCGUACCGAAGUGCAAGAAGUAGUGCAUAAAUUUGUGUACCGAAAGAACCGGUUGCUAAACGAUCGGAGGACGGAACACGAUGUGUUCAGAGCAUCGGCUUCAGCUGGUGAUGCUUCUUACCAGCACUCUACACCAAUACGCCGUUCAAAUCAAAUUUUUGACACUGGGCUGCGAACCCCGCUUCGUUCUGGUGGCACGCGGUACACUGAGUCGCCAAAUAUUCCGAGUCGAAUUGAGAUUGUGGAGAACCAAUACCGAAACGAAUCCACUGGGCUGCGAACCCCGCUUCGUUCUGGUGGCUCACGGUACAUUGAGUCACCGAAUAUUCCGAGCCGGGUAGAGAUAGUGGAGAACCAAUAUCGAGAGGAAUCUACUGGCUCAGCAGGUCAACGCUCCUCAAUCAUUGUGACAGGAAGACAAUACUACACGGUCAUCACGUCGCCGAUUUCGAGUGCAGCAACGCAGGAGUAAAGAUCUUUCAUCGGGAGUGAAAAUCAAAUACAAUAUUCUCUUGGUAGACCUCAUUUCAUUUGAUGACUUCUUUAAUAAAACGCAUUGGUUGAAUUCAUAGUAAAAAGGCUUACAUUAUUUACAGCUUGUUUUUGUUGAAAUAUUUCAUGAAGUGAGUUCUUACAAAGGCACCUGUUUUAGUUGAAAUGUUAUUGAAAUAGUUCUGAUUUCUUUGAACCCCCAUAUUCAGCUCUGCGGCUUCUUGUAGCUGCAAGUCAAGUCCCUCCUGAUCAAUGAUGACAUUAUGUAGAAUACAUAUCGCCUUCACGAUGAUAUCAGCAAAUUCCGGAGUAGUUUCAAUCGGCUUCAUCAAAAUUCUCCAUUUGGCAUUCAUAAUACCAAAAGCGCAUUCAACACAGUUUCUCGCCCUGGUAUAUCCGUUGGUUGAAAUAUUCGCAUUCUGCACACAUGUUUGAUUUAGGGUAUGGUCGUAGUAAAUUUCUAAGCAAAGGAUAUGCCUCAUCCCCCACAAAAAGAUGCGGCAUUUUGGUUGUGAGCUCAGGAUCAGGUAGUUGAGCAUCAGGAGGUAUGUUUAGUUUUCCUUCAUUCAUCAUUUGAAACAUGUCCGAUGCAUUAAAUGUCCCUCCGUCACUUUGUUUCCCAUAU
This is a messenger RNA of Aedes albopictus (Asian tiger mosquito), 9434 nucleotides long. RefSeq lists its product as uncharacterized. The record is from RefSeq and is a predicted model, not a curated record. The transcript is spliced from 2 exons. Lineage: Eukaryota; Metazoa; Arthropoda; Insecta; Diptera; Culicidae. The coding region runs from base 7536 to 8789 and encodes 417 amino acids. Gene Ontology annotation, molecular function: DNA binding.